AUGGCAACUCUCAAAGAUCAGCCGAUUCAGAAUCUCCUUAAGGAAGAACAUACCCCCCAGAAUAAGAUUACAGUUGUUGGGGUUGGUGCUGUCGGCAUGGCUUGUGCCCUCAGUAUCUUAAUGAAGGACUUGGCAGAUGAACUUGCUCUUGUUGAUGUCAUGGAGGACAAACUGAAGGGAGCGAUGAUGGAUCUCCAGCACGGCAGCCUUUUCCUUAGAACACCAAAAAUUGUCUCUGGCAAAGUGGAUAUCUUGACCUAUGUGGCUUGGAAGAUAAGUGGCUUUCCCAAAAACCGUGUUAUUGGAAGUGGUUGCAAUCUGGAUUCAGCCCGGUUCCGUUACCUAAUGGGGGAAAGACUGGGAGUUCACCCAUUAAGCUGUCAUGGGUGGGUCCUUGGGGAGCAUGGAGACUCCAGUGUGCCUGUAUGGAGUGGAGUGAACGUUGCUGGUGUCUCUCUGAAGAAUCUGCACCCUGACUUAGGCACUGAUGCAGAUAAGGAACAGUGGAAAGAGGUUCACAAACAGGUGGUUGACAGUGCCUAUGAGGUGAUCAAACUGAAAGGCUACACUUCCUGGGCCAUUGGACUGUCUGUGGCAGAUCUGGCCGAAAGUAUAAUGAAGAAUCUUAGGCGGGUGCAUCCAAUUUCCACCAUGAUUAAGGGUCUCUAUGGAAUUAAAGAUGAUGUCUUCCUUAGUGUCCCUUGCAUCUUGGGACAGAAUGGAAUUUCAGAUGUUGUGAAGGUGACUCUGACUCCUGAGGAGGAGGCCCAUUUGAAGAAGAGUGCAGAUACACUUUGGGGGAUCCAAAAGGAGCUGCAGUUUUAAAGUUUUCUAAUGUAC
This is a messenger RNA of Neomonachus schauinslandi (Hawaiian monk seal), 840 nucleotides long. Its product is annotated as L-lactate dehydrogenase A chain-like. Gene Ontology annotation, molecular function: L-lactate dehydrogenase (NAD+) activity. NCBI's taxonomy places the organism in Eukaryota, Metazoa, Chordata, Mammalia, Carnivora, Phocidae. The transcript has 2 exons. The record is from RefSeq and is a predicted model, not a curated record. Gene Ontology annotation, biological process: carboxylic acid metabolic process. Bases 1 to 825 code for a protein of 274 amino acids.